This is a messenger RNA of Clupea harengus (Atlantic herring), 3796 nucleotides long. RefSeq lists its product as uncharacterized. Lineage: Eukaryota; Metazoa; Chordata; Actinopteri; Clupeiformes; Clupeidae. The record is from RefSeq and is a predicted model, not a curated record.
ACUGGAGAUAAAUAUAUACUGUUUUAAAGUAAUGUUUCAGACAAGCGCAAACAAUGCAAGACAAGGUACAUAGAGAUGAAUUUAGUUCACCUCCGUGUCACUGUACACACCCCACUCUACCUCAUCAGUUUGAUGGGUGCCUAAAGGAGCAUUCAUGACGGAGUUCAUCUCUAAUGACACGAUUGUGAGCCAGUUCAUUUAAAGGUCUUGUGUAUUCAAAAAGCACAUCUUUGUGUUUGUCAAUUGGAUAGCAAGAACAUUUAAGGUUUGAUACUUUUUCAACCCUGAGUUAUUUAGUGUAAAGGAAAGAAAAUGUCAUCUGAUUAAGCUUUUAAGAGAUUUUUUUCAUGACAUCAGGCAGAAGGAGAGGAGUCCUGAAGACAGAAGAAAGAAUGCUUCAUGCAUGUGACACAUGUGACGCAUGCAAACCAGAUCAUUAAGAAUACUUCAUGCAUGUGACGCAUGCAAACCAGAUCAUUUGCAGAUGGCUCUUUGCUAAUUUGGGUUCCACACAAGCCGCAUGUUAGAAACUAGGGCCUUCAUCAUGGUUUAUGGGAGUCCCUGAGAAAUGUAAAUUCUGAAAUGUAAAUUUGAAAUACACCUUGAAUUUGCACUAGACUUACACAAGAUGUGUACCAGUAACAUUUUAACCAUUACAAAGUCCAUAUUUUCUCAUGUGCUUUGUGAAUUGCUGGAAAGGGUAUACUGAAAACCAGGGGACUGAAUAUUACUUGUUAACAUAUUUCUAUAAAAUGGACAUUGAUUUUCACCAUGUACAGUAGGUGUUGAAAGUGUGUGAUCGAAUCAAAGGCCACAUCAUUUUCAAGAUUUUUUGCAGACAGGUUAAAUCAGUGAACCAAUAUUGCCAUUUUCUACAAAUGCUAUUUUUUUAUUGUUUUUCUUAAUGUAUUAUAUUGGUAUAGAGAAAACGUGAUACUUUAAUUUCUAUUUGUUCUGGUAGGAAUUAACAUGACCUGAUAGUGUUGCCUUAUACCGGUGAAGCGGGUGGAAUUUAACAGAAUGUGAAUUUUAAGAAUGAAUCAGCUACAGUAGAUCAGCAAAUGAAUAUGAAUGAUGGCUGACUGCUUACUGCUAGUGUACUGACAGAGUUGACUUUGGUAAAUAGCUAAUAGCACAUUUGAACACAUUGUACCAAAUGAAUAUGAAUUAUGGCCAACUGCUUACAUUUAGUGUACUGACAGAGUUUACUAAGGGAUAUUUACAUAUGGACAUACUUACAGUGGAGAAAGCAAACGCUCAUGGUGGAAAUUAAAAUGCUGAUGAAAAUGAAAAGAAAUCUUGAGUGUACACUUUAUAUGGUUCAAUAGCGGUUUCUCAUUUAUGAAUGUUUAAGGCAAUAUUAUUCAUGAAUAGAAUCAUUGUUUUUUUUUUUUGCACAAAAGAAUGAUGUAUAAUUACAUAUGGUGUUUGUGAAGGGACAAUACAAGUUAAUAGUUUUCCCAUUUUAAAACAGUAGUGUUUUGUUUAAAUGAAAAAAAAACUGCUAUACCGUUGCAAAGGUGUGGUUUUGUAUAAGCAAAACGUUAAACUCAGUGUACGUAGAAGUAAACUUUUUGAGAGCCGUACAAAAUUGCAUAUUAAAAAAUGACACGUUUUCCCUCAUAGGUGAAAGUAUGUGGGUGCUACCUGUAAUUCUAAUCUGUGUGACAACAUGUCUUCCUGGAAUCUUAUCUACAGACAACAAAGGAAAGCUGUUCAUCACAGCCUUCCCUGAAAAUGUAGCCUUCUACGACCCAGUGCCUCACAGUCACACUCUCUUUGUGACGGCUGUCAUGGAUAACACUCGGGUAACCAUUACGGUUGAGUCGAUGGUAAAACGGUCAACGUUUAUGCAAGCUGCGACCAUAUGGCGCGUAACCCUGGACGCCUCCGUUGAACUGCAGAGAUCCCAGUUCUCCCAGAAGUCAGUGGUCAUUAGAAGCACCAAAGACAUAACUGUUGAGUCUAGAAGUAAACGGAACAACAGCAGGCAGUUUGUGGUGCUUCAACCAGUAAGAAGUCUUGGGUCUUUGUACUACAUUCCCAUUUUAACCCAACGUGACAGCCUGCUGGCAUUUGAAGAUGUCCAUGGUGCAAGAGGGAAAAUAGUCAUAAUCAACUCAGAGGGGAAUAACACAGUCAAAGUGAAUUUCAAUGGGCAUGAUUUGGAACAACAGGAGCUUGUACCGUUUCAGGUUUUUCAGCUGAACAUGUCUGACUCUCAGCCUGUCAAGAUCACUGCAGAGCACAAUGUGGCAGUGCUGCUAACACAUCCUUGCACCAAUGCAACCCCCUGCGAUUGCCAAAUGGUGGUGAUCCAGUUGAGACCUGUUAACACCUGGGGUACAACCUUUCUUGUCCCCAGUGCCUUUGCUAAUGCAGCUGACAACAAAACAAAUGUGAUUGUCACUUCUGAUCAGAGAGUCACUGUUUCUGGUAGCUUUCAGUCUAUUAGUGAUUACACUUCUUCUACUUCCAUUUCCCAUUUUGUUCGUGAUCUUAAAACUCAAUACCUAAGUUCUUCUGGAAGUUCCUCUGUUAUGCUCAUCCAACCAGGAACCAUCACAGGGCUUAUACCAGAAUCAAGCUUUUCAGCUUGCUACUUAAUACGCCCAAACCAGAAGGCGUUAGUCAUAGCCCCACACUCAAACGAGAGCCAAGUGCAUCUGGGGAAAGACCGAAUUAGUUCAAACCAUAAUGUUCAAUGGCAGCCCAUCGAUUCCCAGCGCUACUCAUGGACAAUGAUUGACUUACCCAGCGAUAAGCCACAGGUCAUCUGGCAUCCAUCUACCAAGAUUGCAGUUUAUGUCAAAAAUAGAGAAAACUGGAGAGAAGCAAUCAGCCUAAGCACAAUACCAGAUCCUCAGGGUUGCUUGGUGGAUCUGCCAGGCUACUUUGUGAUUGAUCAGUCAGGGACCUGGGCUGAGACAAUCAGCCAUUGCAAGAAUCAGAAUAGUGAGCUGGUGAGCAUCAACUCCGAAGGGAUCCUGCAAGAGCUGUCUCAAAAUCUAAGCAACCCAAACAACGAGAAGGAGGUUUGGGUCGGCCUUCGCCGCCGUCUUGUCAACGGCGAGUGGUACUGGUUGAAUAAACAGCCCAUGAACAUCACCAAGUGGGUGGAAGGGCAGCCGAGGGGCUCCCAAGAGAACUUCUGUGCCUCAAUGUCCCUGAGCUCUUACAACACCUUUGGCUGGAAGAGCCAGGGAUGCUGUCACACCAUGAAGCCUGUCUGUUACAAAAAAGCGAGCUACUUCCCUGUGGAAGCACCUUAGCUGUGGGGAUACAAGUCAUAUUGAUGAAGUUAAGGAGUUGACUGUUGGCAUACACAUCAGCCUUUCUCCUGAACUUUAUACUCAGAGUUGUUAUAUAGUAUAGUUAUUAUCGCAAUCAACUGAAAUAUCUUGAUUAGAAGUAAAUAUGGUGGUAAAUAGAAAUAAAUGAAAGUAGAAUGGUAAAAUCACACCAGAAAUCUUAGGCUUUAGGCCCAUUGUGUUUGAUUUCAACCAUUUAUUAAAUGUGUUAUCAUUAAUAAUGACGGAUAUUGCUUUGCUGUCAGUGAUGUGUAUUGUUGAACUCUAAUAUUUAUUUGCCAUUGUAGAAUCAUUGUAGUGUUGUUUAACGGUUUCACACGGAUUAUUAUAGAAGUAGACCUUCACUCUACUGAAAAAAGAAUGAUGAUGAUGAUUUUUCUUGUGUAAUACAAAAGUUUUCAGGCAUAGACAGGUUAACUUCAAGCAUAAUCUAUUUCCUAUAAAGAUCCUAUAUAAUCCACCAUGAAUAAAGCCAUUUCAAAUAA